Messenger RNA from Aspergillus nomiae NRRL 13137, 1131 nucleotides. Its product is annotated as terpene synthase family protein. The transcript has 3 exons. The coding region runs from base 1 to 1131 and encodes 376 amino acids. The record is from RefSeq and is a predicted model, not a curated record. Lineage: Eukaryota; Fungi; Ascomycota; Eurotiomycetes; Eurotiales; Aspergillaceae.
AUGAAUCCAUCAUCCGAAACCAGAGAGGUGAUAGAACAAGGCCUGCGUGAUUACAUGAGAAAGAAGGCAAAGCAUUCACUGCGAACGAAUAGCAUCCAGCUUAAGAAUCUCGGCAUCUCGUUACGUCUAGAUGUUCCCGAUUUCGGAGUCACUGAGAUACGGACAGUCCUAUACCAAGAUGGGCAGCCCUCGGAGAAUGACACCGGUAUCUUGGAUGUGCUUUACUCGCAUCUGAGAUAUCGGCAUUCCACGCCAUCCGGCCGCAAUACGGAUGAAUUGUCGAUUCUACGUCAAUGUAUCAGUGAGGUUAGGACGAUCGCUCUGUUCUUCCCGGAUAUACGGGAUACCAAUAUCCGGACCUGCAUGGCGGCAAUACUAGGGACAUUAUGUUCCAUCGAUGAUAUAAUCGAAGACAUGAUGCCUGAUGAGGCGACUGUUGUUCUACACCAUUCGAUACAGACUCUGCGAGAAGAAUGCUAUUCCUGCUCGUCUCAGCAUGCCUUUGUUCAGUAUUUCAUCGCCUUUAAACAGCAUUGUUCAACACAGCUGUCCAAGGAAGUAGCUCGACGUUUCUUUGGGAGUGUCUGCAUUAUACUGGAGGCGCUGCUUGAUGAAAUCAAGUUCAGUCAAGGUGACUUGCCAUAUAACCUGGAGACAUAUAUGAGCAUACGUCGACGGACGAUCGGGAUGGCCCCAUUUUUCACACUCGCCAGGAGCAUGCUCGAAAUAGAUGACCACCAGUGGUCAACAGAAAUAAUGGAGAUGGAGAGCGAUGUUUGCGCCAUGCUUGGUCUGCAGAAUGACCUUGUUGGCCUGGAGAAGGACAUCCGAGCAAAGGAGAAAAUGAAUGCAGUUUUUGUGAAUGUUGCACAGAUCGUGGGCCAGACGAUAUACGCAGGGGACGAUGCCACUCUGCAGGCUGCCACGAACAAUAUCUGUGCUUUGCAUAACCACCUCAUGCGGCGUGUGUUGGAAAGACAUGCAAAUAUUCAGCAGAGGGCUACUGGGACGCCCGGGCAUGCCUUCGAGUGCAGGGUUGCGGACAUGCAGCUUAUGGCUACUGAGACACAUCUGAAGUGGUGCACAAUGGCGAAGAGAUAUCACUUGAUUCCGGAGCUACACAUGAUUUAA